UCGCACUUCAAGCUUCAGCGUCCAAGUUGUGGGUCCAACCUCAUGAGGAUCAUGGACUCACAAGCUCAACGCCUUGCAUGCAACACUAUUCUUCUGAUAGCUCUUCGGAUCGAAAUCAUGGGAAAAGAUGGCAACAAAUUCCGUUCUGACGGCUACAAUUGUACCAAAGACGAGGACUUCCACAUCUUCAAAAGGGUGUAUACAAGGCAGUAACGCUGAAAGUCCCAGCCUAGCUCAUCACUGAUAUCACCGAACGCCGACCCGAAGAAGUUCCCAGCACUGCUAUGUUUCAUUUUCGGUUUAUCGAUGCCUCGUUGACACUGACAGCUGGCUAGGCACGCGAAGCUCUUUUCCGCUCUUUUUUGACCGCCGCAUUCGUUCGUCUAUAUGCCAGUCAUUGGAGUACGGCCUAGAACCCGCAUGAUACCUAGAGCCCCGCGCAGAUUGGGUCGGAAGCUUGUCAAGCUUGUCGCAAUCUUUCUCCUAUUCAUUUUGAUUUUUUUCAUUCUACGAGAAGCGAGUCGGUUUACCUCCAAAGACCAAACUCAAAGCGGAAAGGAUACAUCGCAGACGCAAUCCGAGCGUGAAAAAACCGAGCCCUUCACUUCCCAGAAACGCACACGACAACGAGCAUACGCGUCGACGACCUGGUUAGCGCAUUCUGAAUAUCUUGAUUCACACCAACAUCUUCCUUCCGGCCUCCUAGAAGUCAACCCAUCGUCUACCAGUACCCGUCCUCAUCCAAUCCACCAGCUAUUAAAACGUUCCCAAACCCUCUGGCAGACCAAACUCUCAAAGGGAUCAAAAAACCUUCGCGAAGCCGUAACCGAGUAUAAACGACGUUAUUCGCGUCCUCCACCAAUAGGAUUUGAAAAAUGGUGGGCGUACGUGCAAAAUCAUCAGGUGCGAUUGCCGGACGAGUAUGAUCAAAUUUGGAGGGAUAUAGAGGUCUUUUGGGGUUUCGAUGUUGAUGUCUUGGAGAGAUCUCAUCGGAGGUUCCUUAAUCGGCACCUCAGAGACGGCGUUUAUAUCAUAAAGAAGGACAGUUGGGAUUCAUCGAUACAGCAUACACAGAGCCUACGGAACACCAUCGCGGGCGACUUCAUCAUUGCGUUGCUGCAGUAUUCAGACGUCGCAAAGCACAUCCCACCGUUCAAAAUUAUGGUCAAUCCGGAUGACAGACCGGUUGUUAGGAAGGAUUGGGGGCUUUGGGAGAGGGCAGUCAAAGCUGCCAGGCAUGGCCAGGUCCUUACAUCUCGUCCUGAAGCUGAACAUGCACCUAGACCAGGCUUUCUAUCAUCCUGUUCGCCAUCCUCUCUACCCCAAUAUCCGACUUCUCUUUUUCCUCCUCGUCGCCAACGGCACAUCAAGCCUUCCUUACGUCUCCCUCAUCCAGAAACACGAGAGCCUCACACUCUGAUACAUGAUCAUUCGAGCGCUACGAAUCCUUGUCUGAACCCCCACCUGUUCAGGGCUCACGGGCAGUUUCUAAGCUUCGAUGGAGGGAGAGGAGCGCACCUAAGAUCUGGCGGAUUGGGUGAAGAUAUUGACUCGGGAGGAGAAGAAGGCUGGGUCGGAGUGAUAUCGUUCUCGCCCACGGAGCUCCAUGCCGAUAUCACGGCAGCUAUUCCUUUAGAGUGGAUCGAUGAUUCAGAGGAAUCUGACGAAUCGUAUACGAAUAACGACGGACAAGUACUCAUGAACCCAUCAGAACCGGAACGAAAUCACCCCAGAGAGCUUACAACUCAAUCUCAGCAAUCGGAAAUCCCUCAAGGACGGUGGGCUCGCAAAACCGAUCAACGUCUACAUUGGAGAGGUACCAACACGGGAAUGUUUGCGGGAGACGGUCUGGAGUGGGAUUUAGGCCAGAGGGUCCGGGGAGUGGAUUUUUUGGCCGGGGCCAAUAACCCAGAAGGAAGCAUUCCACCUCCGUUUGCAUUUCCAGAUGAGCUUGAGGUACUCGAUCCGAGGCAUGGUCUAGAAAAUAACGGGGUAUUAACUGUCAAUCGAACACUGUAUACUUCAAAGUUCAUGGACGUCUCGUUCGCGAGCCAUCCUACUUCGUGUUCUGACGAUGUGUGUGAGAAGCUGUUGAAGCGAUAUACUUGGGCCGUUCCAGUAGAGAGAACCGGGGUAGGUGAAAAGAGGAAGUUUAUGUUGGAUAUGGACGGGAACGCGUGGUCGAGCCGGUUUAAACGACUCAUAAGUUCGGGAUCGGUUGUGUUCAAAGCUACUGUUUAUAAUGAAUGGUGGACAGACCGUAUACAACCUUGGGUGCACUACGUACCAGUGCAAGUGGACUUUUCGGAUUUGUGGGAUAUUUUUGUGUUCUUUCGCGGAGUCAUUGGUCUUGGGGAUAGCAGCGGUGACGAAGAAGGUGCCAGUGGUGCGCACGAUGAGUUGGCGAAGGAGAUUGGGGAUCACGGGUACGAAUGGAGUCGGGCGUUUUGGAGACGAGAAGAUAUGGUUGCUUAUAAUUUUAGAUUACUCUUAGAAUAUGCAAGGGCUACAAGCCGUAAUAGGGAUAGGAUGUCGUAUGUUUAUAACCCAAAGGACGAAGUAUAAGUAUCGCCUUAUUUGUUGCUGUCGUUAGGCAAUCGGACUGUUGAUGUAUCUUUUCCUUUCGUCACUUCGAUUGUAAUUGGACCAUUCAACUGUACCUUU
This is a messenger RNA of Marasmius oreades (fairy-ring Marasmius), 2664 nucleotides long. RefSeq lists its product as uncharacterized. The transcript has 8 exons. The record is from RefSeq and is a predicted model, not a curated record. The coding region runs from base 388 to 2565 and encodes 725 amino acids. NCBI's taxonomy places the organism in Eukaryota, Fungi, Basidiomycota, Agaricomycetes, Agaricales, Marasmiaceae.